ACUUGCUCUCAAGUUUUUAUCAUAACUCGAUUAUCCUUUUCCUUGGAUUGGAGCCUCUCCUAUUACCUCAUAGUGUCGACAUGGGUUGCCAGGAAGAGCCUUUGGUUCAACAAGUCUGCAAUUUGUUUGAGCAAAUCUCAAACCUCGACAGUCUCAAACCCUCCAAAGAUGUCAACAUGCUCUUCACCCAACUUGUGUUCACAUGCAUGCCACCAACUCCAAUUGAUGUAACCAAGCUGUGCAAAAGGGUGCAAGAAAUCAGGUCAAAGCUGAUUAGGCUUUGUGGGGAGGCUGAGGGACUUUUGGAGAGCCAUUACUCUACCAUUUUGGGCUCAUAUCAGAAACCACUUGACCAUCUUGAUAUCUUUCCUUACUAUUCUAAUUACCUCAAGCUUAGCCUCCUUGAGUUCAACAUCCUUUCCCAACACUGCACCCAAAAUGGCCCUAGCAAAAUUGCCUUUGUGGGCUCUGGUCCCCUUCCCCUUACAUCUAUUGUCUUGGCAUCUAAUCACCUCAACUCCUCGACCUUUCACAAUUAUGAUAUUGACCCCUUAGCCAAUUCAAAGGCUGUUAGUUUAGUUUCAUCUGAUCCUGACUUGUCAAAAAGAAUGUUCUUCCAUACCACUGAUAUAAUGAAUGUAACAACUGCUUUGAAAGAUUUUGAAGUUGUUUUCUUGGCAGCUCUAGUGGGCAUGGACAAGGACGACAAGGUCCGAGUCAUAGAUCAUAUCGCCAAGUACAUGGCGCCAGGAGCUCUUUUGAUGCUAAGGAGUGCACAUGGAGCUAGGGCUUUUCUCUAUCCGGUGGUUGAUCCGUCCGAUCUUGUUGGAUUCGAGGUUCUUUCAGUGUUUCAUCCAACUGAUGAUGUUAUUAAUUCGGUUGUGAUUGCACGUAAAUAUCCCAUGACUACACACUCACUUGAGCAGCAGCAGGGUCUUGGCCCCAUGGUACUGCCUAGCAAGUGUUCUGAAAUCCAAGCAUUCAAUCCUUUCAACCAUGGGAACAUGAUUGAGGAUCUAGCUCUUGAGGAGCAACUUUCCUAGACCAGUUAUCUUUCUUUAUCCAAGAUGUCUGUCUACAAUACCCUCCAUCUAUAUACAUGAGUAUUGAGUCAUGUAAUGGCUUUUCUCACAUGUUUUCGUGCAUGUCUAACAAGUUUAGCCUCUUGAAGCAUGCUUUUAUUUCGUGUUGUUGCAUCUUCAAAUUAAGAAAAAAAUAAGUUCCAUA
This is a messenger RNA of Juglans microcarpa x Juglans regia, 1227 nucleotides long. Its product is annotated as nicotianamine synthase-like. The record is from RefSeq and is a predicted model, not a curated record. Gene Ontology annotation, biological process: nicotianamine biosynthetic process. NCBI's taxonomy places the organism in Eukaryota, Viridiplantae, Streptophyta, Magnoliopsida, Fagales, Juglandaceae. Gene Ontology annotation, molecular function: nicotianamine synthase activity. Bases 81 to 1043 code for a protein of 320 amino acids. The transcript has a single exon.